AUGGAGACGGGCGAGCGCGGCCGCGGCGGGGCUGUCAGCGCGCGCGGCGGCGGCGGCGCGGCGGCGGGGGUCUGCGGGAGGAAGGAGGAGGCCGGUGCCGGGACCCUCGCGGCAGACAUGGACUUGCCUUGCGAUUGUGCCGCCGGAACUCCGGCCUCCGAGCCGCCGUCGGGGAAGAUUAACAAAGCUGCUUUCAAAUUAUUCAAGAAGAGGAAAUCGGGUGGCACCAUGCCCAGCAUAUUUGGGGUCAAAAACAAAGGGGAUGGGAAGGGCGCGGGUCCGCCGGGCAUGGUGAGGAGCAGGACCCACGACGGACUAGCCGAGGUGGUGGUGCUGGAGGGCGGCAGGAAGGAGGAGCCGCGCGGCGGGGGCGGCGGCGGCGGCGGCGGCGGGGGCGGGGGCCGGCCGAACCCCGGGCCCCCCAGAGCAGCCGGGCCCGGCGUGGGCUCGCUGGCCAGCAGCUCCGUGGCCAAGUCGCACAGCUUCUUCUCCCUGUUGAAGAAGAACGGGAGGUCCGAACACGGCAAGGGGGACGCGGUAGACGCCGGCAAGGCCGGCGGCAAACAAAAGAGGGGGCUGCGAGGGCUCUUCAGCGGCGUGCGCUGGCACAGGAAGGACAAGCGCGGCAAGGAGGGGGAGCGCGGGGCGCGCUCGGGGGGCCCGGGCGGCCUCGCCCUGCCGGGGUCGCUCACGGCCAGCCUGGAGUGCGUCGCGGAGGAAGCGCCCCGACCCGCGUUCGCGCCGGAGAACCCGAGCAGGGACGCGCCGCCAGACCCAGCAGGUGAGCCCGGAGUGGGAGAGCCGGCGCCGGCCUCCGCCGAGCGCGCCGAAGGGCCCCGCUGCCGAGAGGCCCAGGGCCCCGGCGUCCCUCCCGCCGGCGCCGCCCCGGGAGAGGACGCCGCGGGGCACCGGCGCGCCGAGGACCCCCGGGCGCCCCCCGCGCUGGGCGCUGCUGGGCAGGUGCGGACGGCCGAGGAGACCUCCAGGACAGGUGACGUUCCGGUAACGACCGUCCCCCUUGUCGACUCCGACUGUGGCAGCGGCCGGGCGUCGGCCGCCCCUGACCCUUCCUCUGUCGAUCCACCCUCAGACCCGUCGACCGAUCGUAUUUGUUUGAUGUUUUCUGACGUGACUUCACUGAAAAGCUUUGACUCUCUUACAGGCUGUGGAGAUAUUAUUGCAGACCCAGAGGACGAGGCAGGUCCCAGCUGUGACAAGCAUGCCCCCGGGACAGGCAAGCCGGUGGCCUCCAAAAAGAACCCCAGCGUGGUGGCCUACCAAGGAGGAGGGGAGGAGAUGGCGAGCCCGGAUGGGGUGGACGACACCUGUCUCCAGGAAUUCUGGGACAUGCUCUCCCAGACGGAGGACCAAGGACGAGGGCCCCCGGAGGGACUGGCUAAGGCGGCCGCAGCACUGGACGCCCAGGUGGCCCCCGAGGCCUCCAAAGACACCCGGGGUGACGUUGCCAAGGAGGCGUCCUCCUCGGUCAAGCGCAGGAGGCUCAACCGCAUUCCCAUUGAGUCCCAGCCCAAGGAGGAGCCCAAGCACCCGCCGAAGGAGCAGCAGGAAGGUGUCCCCAACAGUGACGAGGGCUACUGGGAUUCCACCACUCCAGGCCCCGAGGAAGACAGCUCGAGCAGCGGGAGGAAGGCGGGCAUCCCCAGGGAUAGCUACAGCGGCGACGCGCUCUACGACCUCGACGCGGACCCGGACGGAAGCCCGGCCGCCCUCCCUGCCAACGAGGAGACGUCCGGUGUGUCUAGGUUAAAGCCCGUGUCUCCGGGCACCAUCACCUGUCCGCUGCGAACACCAGGCAGUUUGCUGAAGGACUCCAAGAUCCCCAUCAGCGUCAAGCACCUCGCCAACCUGCCGUCCAGCCAUCCUGCGGCGCACCAGCAGCCAGCCAGGAGCGAGGUGCCCAGAACGAAAAUCCCUGUGUCCAAAGUGCUCGUCCGCAGGGUCAGCAGCCGAGGGGUGGCUGGGACCACCAUCCGGGCAGCAGUGAGCCACGACAGUGCCAAAAAGUUGUGAGGUCUCUGAGGCCAAGAUGGAUGGACCACACGUCGAGGAAUACAACUUUCCCUGGAAACCACUAAAAUUAAGUUUUGCUUUUAGGACCGUCUCUGCUACAGAGCCCGGACCGAGGGUCUUUGUCCCGGCUAGGGCAGGAGACACUAGAGAGGGGAUCCACACUGCACAUGGGAUUCUCCUCCCCAUGAUAAGUCCCUGGGAAUGAUUUUCGAGCACUUUUUUUUUUUCUCUUUAAAAAUAUUUUUUCUGUCUUUUUUCCUUUAAUGCACUGAGUACUUGGAAGUCAUCGUUACUUGCCUUUGCAGAAAGAGGACUUAACCCAACAGAAGUCAGUGUCAGGCCAUGAUGUUUGGCCAUGCCAGGGUCCAGAGGUCUGGAGGAGCCACUGCAAGAGCCAGAAGAGUCCU
This is a messenger RNA of Eptesicus fuscus (big brown bat), 2438 nucleotides long. RefSeq names its product APC membrane recruitment protein 2 (gene AMER2). The transcript has a single exon. Bases 1 to 2031 code for a protein of 676 amino acids. Gene Ontology annotation, cellular component: plasma membrane. Gene Ontology annotation, molecular function: phosphatidylinositol-4,5-bisphosphate binding; beta-catenin binding. The record is from RefSeq and is a predicted model, not a curated record. Gene Ontology annotation, biological process: regulation of canonical Wnt signaling pathway. NCBI's taxonomy places the organism in Eukaryota, Metazoa, Chordata, Mammalia, Chiroptera, Vespertilionidae.